Molecule: messenger RNA, 584 nt
Organism: Rhineura floridana
Lineage: Eukaryota; Metazoa; Chordata; Lepidosauria; Squamata; Rhineuridae
Product: CCN family member 3-like
Exons: 1
Coding region: 13-501 (162 amino acids)
Biological process (GO): cell adhesion; signal transduction
Cellular component (GO): extracellular matrix
Molecular function (GO): integrin binding; heparin binding
Source: RefSeq, a predicted model, not a curated record
GGAGGCUUUGCAAUGGCAGCAUACAGACAAGAAGCGACACUUGGGACUGAUGCAUCUGAUUUGAGUUCUAACUGUAUUGAGCAGACAACGGAAUGGAGUGAAUGUUCCACGAGUUGCGGAAUGGGCUUCUCCACUCGGGUCACCAACAAGAAUUCGAUGUGUGAGAUGGUGAAGCAGACCAGACUCUGUGAGGUGCGGCCAUGUCCAAAUGGUCAACGGUCUGAUAAGCAGGCAAAAAGGUGUGUCUGGACCAAGAAGUCUCUAAGAGCCAUCCAUUUGGAGUACAAUAACUGCACCAGCAUCCAGACGUAUAAGCCCCGUUAUUGUGGCAUCUGCAACGACGGGCGCUGUUGCACCCCUCACACCACAAAAACCAUCCAGGUUGAGUUCCACUGUCCUCAAGGCAACAUUAUCAAGCAUCCUGUGAUGUCCAUCAUGACCUGUGUAUGUCAUGGCAACUGUCCUCAAGAUAACAAUGCUUUCUAUAGAAAGCUCAGUUGAAUUAAAGAUAUGAAAUCGACAACUAUUUCAAAGGGGGUAAAUAUUUAAUAUGUAAAAAGUUUCUUAAAAGCGAACAUGUGAAU